Messenger RNA from Lontra canadensis (Northern American river otter), 2216 nucleotides. RefSeq names its product solute carrier family 5 member 7 (gene SLC5A7). Gene Ontology annotation, cellular component: synapse; axon; plasma membrane. Gene Ontology annotation, molecular function: choline:sodium symporter activity. The transcript is spliced from 9 exons. The coding region runs from base 477 to 2216 and encodes 579 amino acids. The record is from RefSeq and is a predicted model, not a curated record. NCBI's taxonomy places the organism in Eukaryota, Metazoa, Chordata, Mammalia, Carnivora, Mustelidae. Gene Ontology annotation, biological process: synaptic transmission, cholinergic; neuromuscular synaptic transmission; transmembrane transport.
UCUGCCCCAGUCCCUCGGCCACCGUCCCUCCGCACCCCCACAGCCACCUAGCGCGCGAGGGCACUGUCCCCCAGCACCCGCCCCAGCACCACUUUGCUCUGACGUCCGCCUUCCCAGCUCUGACGAUCGCCCCCGCCGGUCGCCCUUAUAAAGGGGACUUUUGCCAAUACUGGGAUCGAUCACCACCUCGACCGCGUCGAGCGCCCUCCGCUCCAGCUCACACACCUGUCAACUCUGCGCGCGCCCAGGUUCUGGGAGACCAGGGGCUGGAACCCCGCUGCUUGGCCCUACUCCUCGCCCCUCCGCACCCCUGACCCUCCCCCUCUCUCCACACCCUUGGAGCCCCCAACCCGGCGGUGCCUGGGCGGCGGCCCCGGGACGAGCCCCAGACGGCGGAGCGCUUCCCGGCGCGGCAGCCACUCCAGAAAUCUUAAUGAAGUAGCUAGCUGUGGAAGAAUCUGGACCCCUAACUAAAAAUGACUUUCCAUGUGGAAGGACUGAUAGCUAUCAUCGUGUUCUACCUUCUAAUAUUGCUGGUUGGAAUAUGGGCAGCCUGGAGAACCAAAAACAGUGGCAGCUCAGAAGAGCGCAGCGAGGCCAUCAUAGUUGGUGGCCGAGACAUUGGUCUGCUGGUGGGUGGAUUUACCAUGACAGCCACCUGGGUUGGAGGAGGUUACAUCAACGGGACAGCUGAAGCAGUGUAUGUACCAGAUUAUGGUCUAGCUUGGGCUCAGGCACCAAUUGGAUAUUCUCUUAGUCUGAUUUUAGGUGGUUUGUUCUUUGCAAAGCCUAUGCGUUCCAAGGGAUAUGUGACCAUGUUAGACCCGUUUCAGCAGAUCUAUGGAAAACGCAUGGGUGGGCUCCUAUUUAUUCCUGCGCUAAUGGGAGAAAUGUUUUGGGCUGCUGCCAUUUUCUCUGCCUUAGGAGCCACCAUCAGCGUGAUCAUUAACGUCAACGUGCAAGCUUCUGUCAUUGUCUCCGCACUGAUCGCCACUCUGUACACACUGGUGGGUGGUCUCUACUCCGUGGCCUACACUGAUGUUGUUCAGCUUUUCUGCAUCUUCAUAGGCCUGUGGAUCAGCGUCCCUUUUGCCCUGUCACAUUCUGCAGUUACUGACAUUGGGUACACUGCUCUGCAUACCAAGUAUCAAAAGCCUUGGCUGGGGACCAUUGAAUCAUUUGAAGUCUACACUUGGCUUGAUAGUUUUCUGCUGUUGAUGCUGGGUGGAAUCCCAUGGCAAGCCUACUUCCAGAGGGUCCUCUCUUCAUCCUCAGCCACUUAUGCUCAGGUGCUGUCUUUCCUGGCAGCUUUUGGAUGCCUGGUGAUGGCUCUACCAGCCAUACUCAUUGGGGCCAUUGGAGCAUCAACAGACUGGAACCAGACUUCAUAUGGGCCUCUAGAUCCCAAAGACAACGAUGAAGCGGACAUGAUUUUACCAAUUGUUCUGAAGUACCUCUGCCCUGUGUACAUUUCUUUCUUUGGUCUUGGUGCAGUUUCUGCUGCUGUUAUGUCCUCAGCAGAUUCUUCCAUCUUGUCAGCAAGUUCCAUGUUUGCCCGGAACAUCUACCAGCUUUCGUUCAGACAAAAUGCAUCAGACAAAGAAAUCAUCUGGGUCAUGAGAAUCACGGUGUUUGUGUUUGGAGCGUCCGCCACAGCCAUGGCCUUACUCACGAAGACCGUGUACGGGCUCUGGUACCUCAGCUCAGACCUCGUUUACAUCAUCAUCUUCCCCCAGCUGCUCUGUGUGCUCUUCGUCAAGGGAACCAACACGUACGGGGCUGUGGCGGGUUACGUGUCUGGCCUUUUCCUGAGAAUCACUGGCGGGGAGCCAUAUCUGUACCUUCAGCCCUUGAUCUUUUACCCUGGUUACUACUCUGAUAAGAACGGCAUAUAUAAUCAGAGAUUCCCAUUUAAAACCCUCGCCAUGAUUACCUCGUUCUUAUCCAACAUUUGCAUCUCCUAUCUAGCCAAAUACCUAUUUGAAAGUGGAAGCUUGCCUCCCAAAUUAGAUGUGUUUGAUGCUGUUGUUGCAAGGCACAGUGAAGAAAACAUGGAUAAGACGAUUCUGGUCAAAAAUGAAAAUAUUAAAUUGGAUGAACUUGCCCCUGUGAAGCCCCGACAAAGCCUAACUCUCAGCUCCACGUUUACCAAUAAGGAGGCCUUCGUCGACAUCGACUCCAGCCCAGAAGGGUCUGGGACUGAAGAUAACGCUUAA